This is a messenger RNA of Papaver somniferum (opium poppy), 1308 nucleotides long. RefSeq lists its product as uncharacterized. The transcript has 4 exons. The record is from RefSeq and is a predicted model, not a curated record. Lineage: Eukaryota; Viridiplantae; Streptophyta; Magnoliopsida; Ranunculales; Papaveraceae. Bases 1 to 1308 code for a protein of 435 amino acids.
AUGAAGAUUUUACUGCAUAUGGACUUGGAAAGGCAAAGGCAAGAACGUGGUGGUGGUAGGCGAAGUAAUGGAGGCUCAUGCCCUGCAAUCCUUGGAGAGUAUAUAUCCAGCGCACCUUUGAUCCCUUUGCUCAAGCCUGGUGGUGGGCGAAGACCCAUUGUUGUGGGCACUAUAUGGAGAAGAUUGUGUUCAAAGUUGGAUGCUUCAUCUGUGUGUAAGGAUAUGACCAGAUAUUUAGGAAACCACCAGUUUGGAGUUGGUAUUCCUUGUGAUAGUGAAGGUACUUUACACUCAGCUAACAAUUUACUUGAGUUUCAGGGGAGUCAGAACAAUGUGACAAUGCUCCUAGUUGAUUUCUCAAACGAUUUUAACUUGGUAGAUAGAACUGCAUUGCUCACUGAAGGUGACCCAUUAGGUCCACUUCUUUUUGCUCUGAUUUUACACCCACUUGUCAACAAAAUUGCCACUGAAUGUACCCUUGAUCUUCAUGCGUGGUAUUUGGACAAUGGUACCCUUAUUGGUGAUACCAUGGAAGUUUCUAAAGAUCUUAGAAUUAUACAAGAUGAAGGACCUGCGAGAGGUUUACAUCUUAACAUCAGUAAAACUGAGAUUUUUUGGCCAUCUGUUGAUCCUAGAAGGGACAUGAUAGGUGUUUUUCCGACAAAUAUCAGCAAGCCAACAAGAGGAGUCAAAAUUCUUGGUGGACCUGUAAGUAUGGAUCUACAAUUCUGUAGUAAUAUGGUUGUUGACAGAGUGGAGAAGACAAACCGGCUCAUGCAUAAUAUUAAGAAGCUGCAAGACCCACAGAGUAAGUUGCUUCUCUUACGUAGAUGUACAGGUGUGUCAAGACUCUUUUUCACCAUGCGUACUACUACUCCUUUAGCAUUGCAAGCAGCCACAACUCUAUUUGAUAAACAAUUACUUCAGUAUCUCCGACAACUGAUUGUUAGGGAUGGUGCUGGUUUUGGUAUUGUUCAACAGCGACUUGCUACUAUGCCGAUCAAGGAUGGAGGUUUAGGUGUUUACACUAUGGCUGAUACUUCCCAGUAUUGUUUCCUGGCUUCCUGCGCACAGGCUCAACACUUACAGAGCAUUCUAUUACAGGGUAACACCACUUUUGACUCGAGCCAGAGAUAUCAACAAGCUCUCCAGGUAUAUACUCAAACUUGUGGUUCAUCUCCUUCGCAAUUUAACAUCAACGAUGAUGCCCCCCAUUUCAUGAAAUCAAUGGCAGCGACAUACUUUGAUGUGAUUAAGAAGGAACUUCCCACCAAGUAUUCACUAUCUGCGAGGGAUAUUGAUCUUUGA